AUGUCGACCCGCUCACAUCAAGGCUGCUGGACCUGCAAGAACCGUCGACGGCGUUGCGAUAACACCCGUCCGACGUGUCGAAACUGCGAGCAGCGCGGCGUCGCCUGCGAGGGCUAUGAGGUUCGGCUGCGAUGGGGCACGGGGAUUGCCUCGCGCGGUAAGUUUAUGGGCGCUGAUAAGCCCGUCAAGGAGAGUGUGCCGCCGAGGCAGAAGGGUAGACAGAGAGAUUUGAGUCGAGAGCGGAGGAGGGCCGCAGGGACACGGCAGUUGGAUUCGGAUAAAUAUGUAGAUGUGAUGACCGCCAGCGAUGAGCCGGGGAGUUCUCCGGGGCAAGACACAAGCAGCGAUGAGGCCCUGUUCAAUGAAUUCUUGCGCUCGGGAAUUAAUGUUCUUCACUCAACGACUGCUGAAGAGAGCAUGCUCCAACCGCGUCUCCCGGAGCUCUGUCAGGAAUCCAGCGCACUAUACACAACCUGCCUGGCCCUCCAGCUCUCACUUGCACCCAGUCUGACCCCACAGUUCUUCGAGUACUUCGAUGCAGCGCUCCGGACAUUUCGGUCAGAGCUGGCAUGCAGCUCGACCCUGUUGGAUGGAACACUGGCCGCUGGCCUGCUGUUGUGUAGCAUCGGCGUAGGUCACCCGUCUCCCCUUGCCCCGGACUCCAUGUUUCAGCUGAUGCAUGGCUUUCCGUGGACGGUGCAUCUGGAAGGCAUGCACAAUAUCCUGCUCGAGGAUCUGCACCACCCAUCCACCCCGUCCAAGUUCCGUACGCACCUUCUGGAGGUCAUGGGGGUGCUGGACCUUCCAAUCUUUGCAAUCGGUCGCCAGAAUCCGUGUAUUGGGAUUUGGCGACGCUAUUGCCAGCGCGCAGAACCCAGAGGAGGCGUUGAGCCUGUGAGUGGUUUGCCUCGCGCCUUGCUGGAUAUGUUCGCCGGCAUUGGUUUCGAGACGACUGAGCAGAGCUUUUGGGACUGGCCUGGCGAUUCAGGAAACUUCUUGCAGUGCUAUCUUUGGGAAGCACACCGACUGGCAGGUAUCCUCACACUGCGACAGCAAGCUCGCAUACCUGGCAAUCAGCAGUCCCCAAAUGUCUCAGCGUGGCGUCAGUCCGGCGCGUGUCCUGCGGAUGCAACGAUCCUUGUAGCGCGGAUUCUUGCCAAUCUUGAUGCUUUGCGUCUGGCAUGUGCGGAGGGUUCGGAAGAGGACGCCUUCAUCCAGAAUGCAACGAAUUAUCCCCUAUUUGUUGCCGGGCUAGAAAUCACCGUUCUGCGUGCCCGGCCAGACUGGCAGAAGAAAAUCAGGAGCUUUCUUCUUCGCACAUGCCAGGAUGAGUUGCUUCUAAGUUUAUUGGAGGAGGUGUGGCGACGAGACGACCCAGAUUUAAGUGUAGACCAGGUAGCCCGAGAAAGGGGAAUUGAAAUGGGGCUGCUGUGA
This is a messenger RNA of Penicillium riverlandense, 1434 nucleotides long. Its product is annotated as Zn(II)2Cys6 transcription factor. The record is from RefSeq and is a predicted model, not a curated record. NCBI's taxonomy places the organism in Eukaryota, Fungi, Ascomycota, Eurotiomycetes, Eurotiales, Aspergillaceae. The transcript is spliced from 4 exons. Gene Ontology annotation, cellular component: nucleus. Bases 1 to 1434 code for a protein of 477 amino acids. Gene Ontology annotation, molecular function: zinc ion binding; DNA-binding transcription factor activity, RNA polymerase II-specific; transcription cis-regulatory region binding. Gene Ontology annotation, biological process: positive regulation of transcription by RNA polymerase II.